Molecule: messenger RNA, 1263 nt
Organism: Spinacia oleracea (spinach)
Lineage: Eukaryota; Viridiplantae; Streptophyta; Magnoliopsida; Caryophyllales; Amaranthaceae
Exons: 5
Coding region: 147-989 (280 amino acids)
Molecular function (GO): hydrolase activity
Source: RefSeq, a predicted model, not a curated record
UUACUGCCGGUUUCUAUCAUGUUAUGCAGCUCUACCUCCUAGUCCGAGAGGCUAGAGUACUCCGUACCUUGUUGUCCGGUACAAGGUGACUAACAAUAAACCUUGGAAAAUAAGCAUAAACCCUCCCACUAUUUUAGGGACUGAAAAUGAUUAGAGCUUCCAGAACCUUAUUUAACUCCUCACCUUCCUUCAUCGGUUGCAGAAGACCAACCUAUUAUUAUUCUGCAAACAAGCCUUCUUCUUUCACUAAUCGCCUCCAAAUUCGAUCAAUGGCUGACUCUGCCUUCAAGAAAAUCCAGAUUCAACGAGAGGACACUAGCUUUGAUGCAUAUGUUGUUGGGAAAGAAGAUGCUCCUGGGAUUGUUGUGCUUCAAGAAUGGUGGGGUGUAGAUUAUGAAGUCAAGAACCAUGCUAUUAAAAUUUCUCAACUGGAGCCUGGUUAUAAGGCACUUAUUCCAGACUUGUACCGUGGAAAGGUGGGUUUAGAUGCUGCUGAAGCUCAGCAUUUGAUGGAUGGUCUGGAUUGGGCAGGUGCUGUUAAGGAUAUUGAAGCUUCUGUCAACUGGCUCAAGGAAAAUGGCUCACAGAAGGUUGGAGUAACUGGAUACUGCAUGGGAGGUGCUCUUUCAAUUGCAAGCGCUGUAAAAGUACCUGGAAUUGAUGCUGUUGUUGGUUUCUACGGAAGUCCUUCACCACAGCUUGCUGAUGCUGCCCAGGCUAAAGCUCCCAUCCAAGCUCAUUUUGGGGAAUUGGAUAAUAUUGCUGGUUUUUCAGACGUGGCAGCUGCCAAAAGUUUGGACGAAAAGUUGAAGUCAUGCGGUGUGGCAAAUGAGGUUCACAUCUACCCAGGGAGUGGACAUGCUUUCAUGAACAUGUCUCCAGAAGGAAUAGAGAGGAGGAAGGUCAUGGGAAUGAAUGAUGUAAAUGAAGCUAAUGUUGAGCUUGCAUGGUCUCGAUUCCAGUCAUGGAUGGCUCGUUACUUGUCCUAAGCUAGCCAAAUCUGUAGUCACCUUUGAAACUUGGCUUUGUGUUCACUCUGUCAAAUAAUGUCCAUGUAUCUUGUGGCUUCCUAUUAAAUCCUACACCCUACAUAUUACAUUCAGGAUUAUGCCUUGCCUUACGCAACAAAUAUUGUGUAUUUGUGUAAUAAGUUAUGCUCAUAGCAACACACUUAUGGUGCAUCCGUUUUGAGUGUGUGCAAGCUUUACAAAUCAUGGUGUAUCCGUACAUGAAUGUGAUUCAGUCAACAUACUUCUAAUCUUA